CAGCAGCAGCGCAGUUAAGUUUCCACAAUAACAAAAAUUUCUUCUAAUACCGUUGCCUAUUGCGUCUUCGGAAAAGCUAUUGUUGUUGGAUAACCAUCAUAAGAAGAAGGGUUUCGAUCGUCAUACGUAACAGCGCUAGACAACGUUUUUGAUAUUAAAUUAUUGUAAUUUCAUAUCGUAUAUCAAAAUUGUGUGGUUGUGGAUUAUAUUAUAAUAUAUACAACGCAGUUAAAGUACAAACAACCACCCUCCAAGCCACUUACAUUGCUUCCAUCAUCUAUCUAAUCGCGCCUGCAUCUUUGCGCUCUUAUUAUAAGUGCCCCUCAGUUAAAACACUGGUCUAGAAAUUCAGAUUUCAUCAAUAAUAAAAUGCUUUCACUUUUUCGCCACACACUAAAGUGGGGUGGCGGUGGUCGUCGUGCCGGUGGUGCUGGUGUUGGUUUAGAUGGUGUUGCAUUAGUGACAAAGAGGGCGGCCGUAAAUCAAAAUUUAUUUCCUCUUGGCAAACGUUGCAUUGCGGCAGUUCUUCCUGUCGCCGCCACCUCAGUACCAUCAUUAGCUCUAGCGGCGGCGGCUGUUGCAGUUUUCACAUUACAACAGCCCACAUAUCGAUAUUUCUCUUCAGAUUCGUCUAACAAUAAAAUGGAAAACAAAACAGAAAAAAUUCCAGUAGAUAAGGAGGAACUCAGGAAGCGCUUGACACCUAUGCAGUAUCAGGUUACACAAGAGGCUGCUACUGAAAGACCAUUUACGGGUUGCUACAACAAACAUUACGAAAAGGGAGUCUAUCAAUGCAUAGUUUGCCAUCAGGAUUUAUUUAGUUCGGAUACCAAAUAUGAUUCUGGUUGUGGUUGGCCUGCUUUCAACGAUGUCCUGGACAAGGGCAAAAUAACACUACAUCGUGAUGCCAGCAUACCAGUAGUCAUUUCAAAAAUGCUAGGCAUGGUGCGCACCGAGGUGCGUUGUUCGAAAUGCAGUGCUCAUAUGGGUCAUGUCUUUGAUGAUGGUCCCGCACCCAAAUAUCUGCGCUAUUGCAUCAAUUCAGCUUCUAUUGACUUUGUGCCCUAUAGGCCGCCGGCUGCAAACUCAUCAUCCUCCUCCUCCUCAGCGUCCUCCUCUGCCACAAAGUCACCAGCCUCUAAUUCGAACUCCAUCAACUCGAAUAAUUCAACCACAACCACCAACAACACCAACAAUAGCAACCAGGCUGGAUCUACUUUAAAAUCGAAUGCCUCCAAUCCAAAUCGACAACCAUCCAAAAAAUAAGUCAAUAUUGAGCAUCUUGUAUUUGAAGUUGAAGUUGAACUUGGUUUGUCUACAUUCUGAGAUAUAAUUAUGUACCUUUGUUUGUUUAAAAAGAAAUAUGUGUAGUUGGAAUUUGUUAAACAUAAAAAAAUUAUUAAGAUGAAAAACGCAUAGAGCUUUUUUCUGCCUUUGUUACAAUAAAACAAUAAACUUCUGUAUUUGCAUUUCA
Messenger RNA from Stomoxys calcitrans (stable fly), 1474 nucleotides. It is a transcript of the gene SelR, whose product is annotated as methionine-R-sulfoxide reductase B1. Gene Ontology annotation, cellular component: cytoplasm. Gene Ontology annotation, biological process: protein repair; response to oxidative stress. Gene Ontology annotation, molecular function: peptide-methionine (R)-S-oxide reductase activity. Bases 370 to 1266 code for a protein of 298 amino acids. The record is from RefSeq and is a predicted model, not a curated record. Lineage: Eukaryota; Metazoa; Arthropoda; Insecta; Diptera; Muscidae. The transcript has 4 exons.